Molecule: messenger RNA, 2070 nt
Organism: Capronia coronata CBS 617.96
Lineage: Eukaryota; Fungi; Ascomycota; Eurotiomycetes; Chaetothyriales; Herpotrichiellaceae
Product: ectonucleotide pyrophosphatase/phosphodiesterase family member 1/3
Exons: 1
Coding region: 1-2070 (689 amino acids)
Biological process (GO): nucleoside triphosphate metabolic process
Molecular function (GO): ribonucleoside triphosphate phosphatase activity; nucleoside triphosphate diphosphatase activity
Source: RefSeq, a predicted model, not a curated record
AUGGCUCGCGACCGUGACGGCCUCCUCUCCGAGAAACAUUACGACGACGAUGCCUCCAUUGUAGCCUCCGAUCCCAACUCGGGGUCUGACACGGAGGGAGACAUAGGCGCGGAGCCAGUGACAGAUCACGACAGAGACGUGCUUGAAGAGAAUGAAGAACAGGAGAGGUUGUUGCGCAAACCUGGAAGGUUUCAGGCCGCUCGAGACGCCUUGAGGCUGCACAAGGGCAGUAAGGAUGGCGGCAGCGGCAGCACUCGUCAAAGGAGUCGAAGCAAAAGGUCUAGACGGGGUAGAGAAACGUCUGAUAUGAUAUUCGAGAUGGAAGGUGGUUUCAAGGAUACAAGCUCCCAGUCCUCCCUGGACGCUUUCGACUUGGAUGGCACAAAUUGGGAGGGGAAGCCUCCGCGACAACCGCGUCGUGGCCGCCUCGCCCUGAUACACGUUGCCAUCAUUGGCCUCUUCGUGGCUCUAGUCUUCGGUGCAUAUAAGGCUUCACGCAAACACACACUGUCGCCGACGGCACACCGACUCGCCAAGUUGAACAAUGGCACACACAUCUUCCGACCCACGACGAUCCUGAUCUCUUUGGACGGCUUCCGCGCCGAUUUUCUCAAUCGCAACAUUACCCCCGCCCUGAACGCAUUCAUUGCAAGCGGCGUCUCCCCGAAGUUCAUGCUUCCAUCUUUUCCUUCCGUCACUUUCCCCAACCAUUUCACCCUCGUCACAGGCCUCUACCCUGAGAGCCACGGCAUCGUCAGCAAUCAAUUCUGGGACCCUGAAUUCGAGGAGGAAUUCUAUUACACCGACCUCAGCGUGUCGAUGCAACCCAAAUGGUGGACAGCGGAGCCGCUCUGGGUGACGGCUGAACAUCAAAAAGUUCGAUCUGCGAUCCAUAUGUGGCCCGGAUCUGAAGCACAUAUUCCGGAUGUCAACCCAAGCUAUCUAGACAAGUAUAACGGCUCAGAGGCGCUACCUCGAAAGGUGGAGCGGCUGUUACACUGGCUCGAUCUUCCAGGCGAUGAUGACGAUGCUGAUACAGACGCCGAGCGAAGACCGCAAUUCAUUGCCGCGUAUGUCCCCAAUGUCGACGCAGAUGGGCACAAGUACGGUCCGAAUAGCACAGAAAUUCGUGCUACAAUCGCCGACGUCGAUAGUAUGCUCACUAUGCUCGUCGAAGGACUCUAUGCCCGGAAUCUGACCGAAAUCGUCAACAUUGUCAUUGUCUCUGACCACGGAAUGGCAACGACCUCGACGGAACGCCUUAUACAGCUUGACGAUAUUAUGGACGUUUCCCUGAUCGAUCACAUUGACGGUUGGCCACUGAGGGGGUUGCGUCUGAAGGACCCAGAACGAGACCUGGCAAGUCUAUACAAGCAUCUGUCUGACGAGGCAGAAAUAUCCGGAAGCUUCGAGGUCUACACCCUUGAAACAAUGCCGGAGCGAUACCACUUUUCCAAUAACCCCAGAAUUGCCGAGCUUUGGAUUGUUCCAAAGACAGGCUGGGCUGUUGUGACAAAGGAAAACUUCGAUGUCGCCGACGCCCUUAGGACCGGGAAAGACUACUCGCCCAAAGGUCUUCACGGCUACGAUCAUGAACAUCCUUUAAUGCGGGCGAUAUUUGUGGCUCGCGGUCCUGCAUUUCCCCAUGCUGCCAACAGCCGCUUGCCGAUCUUCCAGAACAUUGAAGUGUACAAUAUCGUCUGCGACUCAUUAGGCAUCGCGCCUCAUCCAAAUAAUGGGACUUUGAGACUUCCUCUGAAGCCCGAGGGUCUACAUAGCGACCCUGGUCAGCCUGAGCUGGAAACGCCUGCAGAUCCUGGUGAUGAUGUAGAGGGAAAAGAACCCGAGGCUGUGCACGAUAACGAUUCAGAUGCUGCAGACGAUGCUGCAGAUGCUGGUGCUGGGAACGAGCCGUCUGAAGAGGACGAUGACGAGGCCGCUCCCGAUAGAGGGAAGGGCAAAUGGUGGGAGUUCUUGCACAAUCAGUUACAGAAGGCCAAAGAAUGGGCCAAGGAGUUUGUCCAAUCUAUUAAGGGCAAUAAAAAGGGGGCAGGUGACCCUCCAGUCUGA